CUCGGAGACACGAGAAUGGCAGAGAAGAGAAGAGCGGGAUGUCAUCCCACUCGGUGGGACGUCGCGCAGAGAUCCGUCUGCAAGUCAUGACGACUCGAACCGUGUCAAACAUGGAACGAAAGUUCAGGCGGUUCCUGAAGAAAGCCUGCUUCUUCUCGGUCAUGUGCUGCGGUCUGCUUUGCUACACGUGGCACGUGGCGGUUCGCGGCUUCCGAUCCGUGGCCGAAUCCAAUCCCGGCGAAUGGAGACCGGAAGAAUACGCCGUCAGGACCUGGUUGCCCAGAGGAAUCAAAGAAAGGGUCGACACCAGCUACGAAGAUUCAAGACCCGUUGCCAAUUGCAGCUGGUAUGGAGAAAUAAUGCACAACAACGUUACCGUCCCCAAACUUAGUCCUCCCAGUAGAAAACUACCGCAGGCGUUAAUUAUAGGAGUCAAGAAGUGCGGAACCAGGGCUCUUCUCGAAUUCCUCAGGGUUCAUCCGGACAUCAGAGCCACCGGACCCGAAACUCACUUCUUCGAUCGCCACUACAAGCUUGGACUGGAGUGGUACAGACAACACAUGCCAGUGAGCCUGGAAGGUCAGAUAACCAUGGAGAAGACGCCUAGCUACUACAUCACCAAGGAAGUGCCCUCCAGAAUCCACAGUAUGUCUCCUCUGAUGAAGUUGGUGGUAGUGGUGCGCGAUCCGGUGACUCGAGCCGUUUCCGACUAUACUCAGUCCACUAGCAAGAGGCCCGAUACGCCUUCCUUCGAGAGCAUGGCCUUCCUCAACGGUAGCGAAGGCUUAGUGGACACGGCAUGGAGUGCCAUUAGGAUUGGAGUUUACGCUCGCUUUCUGGACUGGUGGCUGCAAUACUUUCCUCUACAACAGUUUCAUUUUGUUAGUGGAGAGACUCUGAUACAGGAUCCGGCCGGGGAAAUGGCUAGAUUGCAAGAUUUUCUAGGCUUAAAGCGGGUAAUUACCGAGAAACACUUCUAUUUCAAUGAAACUAAAGGCUUUCCUUGUCUAAAAAAGUCGGAGGGUAACGGUAAUCCUCACUGUUUGGGUAAGACUAAAGGAAGGACACAUCCCGAAGUGUCCCUUUCCACUAUACAAAGAUUGAGAGAUUUCUAUCGUCCUUUCAACCUUAAGUUCUACCAAAUGACCGGGAGAAAUUUCGGUUGGCCCUGAUGACUCUACAUAUCCUGCCUAUUAUCUUCUUCUGUGCCAAUAUCUAAACCUCAUUAGCAUGAUACUGCCACCAUGUGAGAGGCAACCACCCAAAAAUGACCCCAUUAUUGUUCUCGAUUUUUUUACCUCGAGAUCUCAUCGAUGUACAGAUCACUGUAUAAGAAAAGUUGUACAUUAAAUGA
This is a messenger RNA of Centruroides sculpturatus (bark scorpion), 1354 nucleotides long. RefSeq names its product heparan sulfate glucosamine 3-O-sulfotransferase 6-like. The transcript is spliced from 2 exons. The coding region runs from base 39 to 1172 and encodes 377 amino acids. Lineage: Eukaryota; Metazoa; Arthropoda; Arachnida; Scorpiones; Buthidae. The record is from RefSeq and is a predicted model, not a curated record. Gene Ontology annotation, molecular function: [heparan sulfate]-glucosamine 3-sulfotransferase activity.